Engraulis encrasicolus (European anchovy) is the source of this 2179-nucleotide messenger RNA. It is a transcript of the gene afg1lb, whose product is annotated as AFG1 like ATPase b. The coding region runs from base 86 to 1570 and encodes 494 amino acids. Gene Ontology annotation, cellular component: cytoplasm; mitochondrion. Gene Ontology annotation, molecular function: ATP hydrolysis activity; ATP binding. The transcript is spliced from 13 exons. The record is from RefSeq and is a predicted model, not a curated record. Lineage: Eukaryota; Metazoa; Chordata; Actinopteri; Clupeiformes; Engraulidae.
CGCAGUGUAAACUCCACUCUGGCCUCGAUCAUCACUAAUAUCUACUGAUCGAUUAUCAACAAAGUUGGUCUGUUCAGAAACCAAGAUGGCGGCAUACGCGUCGCCUGUGACAACAAGGUGGCUGUCAAAAUAUCUCCUGAAAGGUUCAGGAAUAUUGAAAAAUGGACAUUGCUGCCGUAGCGUCGUUGCUGCGAGAGGUUGCAGAACGGGGAAAGACGUGUCUCCAUCUACACACCACGAUGCACAGAAACCCAGUCUCCUGGACGACUACAGCAACAUGGUUGGGUCUGGGUCGCUUCGAGAAGACACGCACCAGAGAACAAUCCUACUUCAGUUAGAUCAGUUGCAGAAAGUUAUGAAGGCAUAUGACAAUACGAAAAGAAACCAGGUGAGAGACAGGGACAUUGUUAAGGUUAAUGAGCAUCGGAAUGUUGAAGAUAAAGCAGGCCUGGCAGUGGCAGGUCUUUCAGAAGAUGGUGAACCUGAAAAUGAGCAGAAGUCUAAAGCACCCAAGGGCUUCUACCUCCACGGAAAUGUAGGCACGGGAAAGACGAUGCUGAUGGAUAUGUUCUACUCUCACGUGGAGAACAGCAGGAAGAAAAGGGUCCACUUCAAUGCUUUUAUGCUGGACAUCCACAAACGGAUUCAUCGUCUGAAGCUGUCUCUACCCAAGCGGAAACUGGGCAAGAUGGUAGUAUAUGACCCCAUAGCUCCUGUUGCCUGGGAGAUCAGUCAGGAAGCCUGCCUCCUGUGCUUCGAUGAGUUUCAGGUGACAGACAUAUGUGAUGCCAUGAUCUUGAAGCAGCUCUUUGUGACACUCUUCCACUCUGGUGUGGUGGUGGUGGCCACAUCUAACCGCCCCCCUGAUGAGCUCUACAAAAAUGGUCUGCAGAGGGCUACCUUUGUGCCUUUUAUCCACGUCCUCAAGGAGCACUGCCAUACGGUGUGUUUAGACUCUGGAAUGGACUACAGGAAGAGAAGCUUGCCUGCAGCAGGAGUACUCUACUACCUCACUAGCGAGCCGGGAGCGGAGAGGGCCGUCAAUGAUCUUUUCGAGGAGCUCGCCCAGAAGCAGAACGACUUUACUCGUCCGCGGGUCCUGAGAAUCCUGGGUAGAGAUCUGCACCUGAGCAGGACCUGUGGCUCCAUCGCUGACUGCACCUUCACAGAGCUUUGUGACCAGCCCCUAGGAGCCAUUGACUACCUGGAGAUCUCGCGUGUGUUCGACACCGUCUUCAUCCGGAACAUUCCACGCCUCUCUCUGAGGACCAAGGACCAGGCGCGCCGCUUCACCGUACUCAUAGACAACUUCUACGACCACAAGGUGAGGGUGGUGGUGUUGGCUGAGGCUCCUCUUGAGGAUCUGUUUGAGCAGGGCCCCCUGGUGGGCGAGGAGCAGCGUGACCGCAUGAUGCUGGACGACCUCGGACUCACACAGGAUGCAGCAGAUCAGCUGUCCUUGUUCACGGGAGAAGAGGAACUCUUUGCGUUUAAGAGGACCAUCUCAAGACUGACGGAAAUGCAGACGGAACAGUACUGGCAACAACGAGAACGCAACCACGAAACAUGACACCACACACACACACACACACACACACACACACACACACACACACACACACACACACACACACACACACACACACACAUUCUAUUUAUCUUGCCAAACUAUGGACUGAUGUUUCAAACUGGUCCCAAAUGACUGACUGGUCUGUGGGAUGUUUCUACUCUAACUAGGCCUUGAUUGAAUUAAAGGGACUUUCAUCUGUGAAUGCAUGGGAACACGUGUUAAUGUGUGUUUUAUUAUUGUAAAAUAAUGAAUUUCAAUGAGCAGAUUUUAAAAUUCAUCUAGUGUUUCGCUAUAAGUGGCACGGUCUUUUCUUUUCCCAUUGCGUGCUAACAAAGGUCAUUUGUUACUCUCUGUCCCUUGCUUUCGUACUGAACGGGGGAAAAGGGCCUUUGUGUUUUCUGCUCCUACCUCAUGGAACAAUUUACAAAAGGACUUGAAAUUAACAGAUCUGAUUCCAUUCAGCGAUUUUAAUUCCAAGAUGAGAUCACUUGAGACUGAGUCCCUAUGUCUGUAACUGUUUUAUUUGAUAUGAUAUUGGUUUACUUGAUUUGUUAUUUUGAUGCAACUGGACGCCCUUGUAAAAGAGAUUUUUAAUCUCAACGGGUUUGU